Molecule: messenger RNA, 670 nt
Organism: Trichosurus vulpecula (common brushtail)
Lineage: Eukaryota; Metazoa; Chordata; Mammalia; Diprotodontia; Phalangeridae
Product: carcinoembryonic antigen-related cell adhesion molecule 4-like
Exons: 4
Coding region: 107-670 (187 amino acids)
Biological process (GO): regulation of immune system process; signal transduction
Cellular component (GO): cell surface; plasma membrane
Molecular function (GO): protein tyrosine kinase binding
Source: RefSeq, a predicted model, not a curated record
UGUGGAAACUGAUGAUGCCAGAGGCCAGAUAAUUGAAACAGAAGGAGCACAAUUAGCAGUCUAUGGUCAGCAAGAGGUGGCCACACCUGGUGGGGAGCACAGACCCAUGGAGAGCCUCUCACAAGCUCCUCACAGUGGUGGCAGUCACUGGAAGGGGCUCCUGAUCACAGCCUCCAUCCUCAGCUACUGGAUCCAGCCAACAUCUUCUCAAGGUACUCCCAUCAGCAUUGUGCCAAAACCUCCCUAUGGGACAGUGGGUGGCAAUGUGACCUUGGCCAUCCAGGGGUUCUCACAGAAGGCUCUCAGUUAUACUUGGUACUGUAACACAACAGACACCUCCGAUAUGAUCAUUAGCUACCGUGUUCUUACUGGAGUACAGACAAGAAGAAAUAUCCGGAAGACAGUGCUCCCCAAUGGUUCCCUGUUCAUCUCCAACCUCAGCCUCAGUGACACUGGUCUCUCCAUUUUGGAAGUUGUUGAUUCCAAAGGCCAGAUAAUGAAAACAGAAGGAGCACAAUUAGCAGUCUAUGCAGAAAAGUCUACAGGAAGAAGUAAUGUCUCUUCACUCUCUGGAGGAACCAUCACUGGCAUUGUGACUGGAGUCCUGGUUGGAGUGGCUCUCAUUGGGGCUCUCAUCUAUUUCCUGUUGUACAGAAAGACUACAGGGUAG